Messenger RNA from Metarhizium acridum CQMa 102, 723 nucleotides. NCBI's taxonomy places the organism in Eukaryota, Fungi, Ascomycota, Sordariomycetes, Hypocreales, Clavicipitaceae. The record is from RefSeq and is a predicted model, not a curated record.
AUGGCCAGCGUUGGCUGUGCAAAUGGCGCAUCGGCCGCAAGGUCGUUCAUUCAAAUCGCGAAGCGUGGUUACUCAACCGCCGCUGCGAGAUCAUCCGCUCCUCUAGAGUUUCUACUGCCCCAAACUGUCUCGACAACCGAUUGCCGCGCUGCAUUUCUCUUACGAUCGACGAAAACUACCCGCCCAAGUCGCACAGGCCGUGCGUGCUUGCGAGGCACCCCGUUCAGCGGUGGUCUACGACAGUCGCAGAAGCGAACCUUCACGACGACUGCGUCUCGACAGGCCACACAAAGGUUUGGCAAUUGGUAUUCGAUUUUGCAAAAGGCGCUCAUGCUAAUGUUUUCUGCGGUGCAGCGCUUGUCACAAAUAAUGAAAAAGGACGACAAUCCCAAUCUCGCUCUUCGCAUCCAGGUAGAAAGCGGGGGUUGUCACGGCUUUCAGUAUCUAAUGAGCCUAGUCACCAUACCACCGAAAGACACGGCAGAAUGGUCGACAGUUGUAAACGAAGACGACACCAUCUUCCAAUUUUCUGACGAAGCGGACACGGCAGGUUCAUCUGAGCAUGGACCUAGAAUUAUAUUGGAUGAACCGUCUCUGAACCUGCUAAAGGGGAGCAAGGUGGACUUUACCAUGGAAUUGAUUGGGUCACAAUUUAAGAUUGUUGACAAUCCGUAUGCUACAAGUAGCUGUGGUUGCGGCACAAGCUUCGAUAUCAAGCUGUAG